AUGGUGCCUCCAAACGUUCUAGAGUCCAGACCGAUAGGGGAACGUACAUGUAUAAGAGAUGUUGCAAGUUGUUUAAACUUGGCACCAUCGACUGUUUGGAGGUUAAUCAAAAGAGGUGAAAUUAAGGCACAUUCAAAUCCUCUUCACCCGGCUUUAACCAAUGCUAAUAAAGUGAGAAGGAUGGAGUGGAUUUUGAGUCUCAUCCAAGAAUAUAACAUUCAAAGACAUCAAAUAUACAAGGGAAUGUGUGAUUUCAUACACAUCGAUAAGAGAUGGUUUUAUCUAACCAAAAAAACUCAAAGAGUUUACCUUGCACACAAACAGAAGAUCCCGUAUAGGGCAGCAAAGUCAUCUAAGUUCAUACUGAAGGCCAUGUUCCUAAUGGCGGUUGCUAAGCCAAGAUGGAGUCGAUAUGGUCAAUGCACAUUUGAUGGGAAGAUAAAAAAUUUUCCCUUUAUUAACAGGGUUGCAGCCGUGAGGGACUCGAAGAAUAGGCCAAGGGGGUCAACUGAAGUUAAACCAACAAAAUUUGUCAAUCAAGAAGUUUAUAGAAACAUGCUCAUCCAAAAUCUCAUUCCGACAAUACUAAGAAAGUAG
Messenger RNA from Amaranthus tricolor (Joseph's coat), 597 nucleotides. RefSeq lists its product as uncharacterized. Gene Ontology annotation, molecular function: nucleic acid binding. The coding region runs from base 1 to 597 and encodes 198 amino acids. The transcript has a single exon. Lineage: Eukaryota; Viridiplantae; Streptophyta; Magnoliopsida; Caryophyllales; Amaranthaceae. The record is from RefSeq and is a predicted model, not a curated record.